Molecule: messenger RNA, 1590 nt
Organism: Alternaria triticimaculans
Lineage: Eukaryota; Fungi; Ascomycota; Dothideomycetes; Pleosporales; Pleosporaceae
Exons: 3
Coding region: 1-1590 (529 amino acids)
Source: RefSeq, a predicted model, not a curated record
AUGCCGGUCACAUUCGGUGCCGUAGGCGACAUCAUCUCCGUCGUUUUGCUUGUGAAAGAUCUAGUCGCAGCGCUCGACGAGGCUCGCGGCUCCAAAGCAGAGUACCAGGCCGCCGUACGCGAGCUUUGGACUCUCGACCGUACGCUCCUCGAGAUUGAUUUACUUACUAGACAGCAUGGGGAUGGAGCUACGCCUGAGUUACGGAGUCUCUGCGAAACAGCAAAGCAAGCCGUAGCUAGAUGCAACGACCGCGUUAGCGCCUACAAGAAGCGCAUCCAGGAAUACCAGCGCGCUUUUGAAGUCGGUAAAGUGAACAGGGUCAGAGAGAUUGGAAGGGCGAUUGGUUGGAGGACUGGAGAGAAAGAAGCGCUGGAGCAGUUUCGCGCAGAGAUCGCGGGGACGACAUCAAGUCUGCAGAUGUUGUUGAUUACGGCCAAUGUCACGUUACUUGGGGUGAGUCGAAAAGAGAUGAAUGACAAACUCGACGAAGCAAAGUGCAGGAACGACAGGGUGACGCUCUUGCAUGAUGCAUCACUCAUAGACAUCAAAGACGGCAUUGAGAAUGCUAACCGCAAUAUCGAAGUUGCCAACUCGAUAUUGGGGAACGUAUCCGAAGCACUCAAGUUAGAUUGGCUCCGAAAGCUUGGUUCUGAGCUCAAAGGCAUGAUACGAGGCGCGAUGACGAUCAACUUCGCAACUUACCAUGCUGUUAUGCGCCUGCAGACUUCACUUCCCAGCUACCUAGAGCGAAGCAUGUUCGAGGAGCCGAUAAUACUGGACGAUCCUAUGGGUCGUAUUGUGCCUGUCCAUUUGCAAUUCAUCAACUCUUGGGAUGCUUUCCACUCCGUUCUUGAGCUGCGUUUCCAGGACAUGCCAGGUCAGAUCAAGAUUGGACGAAGGCAAUACGCUUUACAAGCCCGAGAAUGUCAGAUGUUCUUUCGGAGGAUUACCGUGAUUCAGGACGACGAAUCUCCGCUACAAGCCGGUCAACAUACACGAGAGCCCGACUUGCGACCAGGAGCUACAGCCACCGGUAGUCGAAAACGAGAUAUAUAUGAGCUCAAUGAGCGCGAGGAAGAGGACGUGAGAAGCUUCAAGCGAGUGCGACUCGUCUCCAAAGGAAAGCGUGCUGGUAAAAGUGUUCGCUUUCCGCAUGGAACGGUUGAUGUAGAGACGCUCCAGAGGCAUCAAGAUUUGGACAAUGUCAUGGAUCUAUUUGGAUCACUGAAUGGACGUUUCACGCACCUUCGAGCGCAAGUCGAUCGAUUCCACGCCCAGGCCAACAAAGAAACAGUCGAGCAAGAAAUGCAAGGCGGUGGGGAAUUCAGUCUUGAACGUCAUGGAAAGCUUAUGGAUUCUCUCAAUGCACGUAGAGAUAGGAAGGAGAGGGCUAGGAUGGAGAAUCAAAGAGAUAUGUGCACAACACGACAAGAGCCCUGGAAGGAGAAUCCAAUCAGGUCAAAGUCAGGGCUAACAUGGAAACCACAAAUCAUUCGCGAGAAAAGGCCCCAAGAUUACCCGAUCAUCCACGCUCGGCUCCACAGCCAGUAUAUGGUUGACACCUCCGACGAUGAAGACGAAGACUUGUAG